Messenger RNA from Nothoprocta perdicaria, 1073 nucleotides. It is a transcript of the gene SRD5A2, whose product is annotated as steroid 5 alpha-reductase 2. Bases 1 to 768 code for a protein of 255 amino acids. Gene Ontology annotation, cellular component: membrane. The record is from RefSeq and is a predicted model, not a curated record. Lineage: Eukaryota; Metazoa; Chordata; Aves; Tinamiformes; Tinamidae. Gene Ontology annotation, biological process: steroid biosynthetic process. Gene Ontology annotation, molecular function: 3-oxo-5-alpha-steroid 4-dehydrogenase activity. The transcript is spliced from 5 exons.
AUGCAGUGCCUGCCGGGGCUGGUGCCGGCGCUCAGCUCGCUGCUGGGCGCGCUGGCGCUGCUGCAGCUCUCGCUCUACCUGCGCGUGCCGUCCCGCUACGGGAAGCACGAGGAGCGGCUGGCGCGGGCGCGGGGCCGGCUGCCCGCGCGCUGCGCCUGGUUCCUGCAGGAGCUGCCCUCCUUCCUGGUGCCCGCGCUGCUGCUCGCGCUGCGCAGCCCGCCGCGCCUCGAGCCGCUCGGCUGCCGCCUCCUCUGCUGCCUCUUCGGCUGGCACUACUUCUACAGGACAUUUAUUUACCCCUUCUUCACUAGAGGCAGACCUUUCCCACUGCAAUUGCUUUUCUUUGGCACGUUAUUCUGUAUCUAUAAUGGCUUCCUUCAGGGGUACUACUUGAUUUACUGCGCUGAAUAUCCAAAUGAUUGGUGCACUGACAUCAGAUUUACAUCAGGCCUUCUCUUAUUUCUGCUUGGAAUGGGGAUCAAUAUUCACAGUGAUCUCCUGUUGCGCCAGCUGAGGAAGCCAGGGGAAGUCACCUACAAGAUCCCACAAGGGGGACUAUUCACCUAUGUUUCUGGAGCCAACUACUUUGGAGAAAUUGUGGAAUGGUUUGGCUUUGCCAUAGCGACCUGGUCCCUACCAGCCUUUGCCUUUGCCUUUUUUACACUUUGCUGCAUCGGGCCACGUGCUUAUCACCAUCACAGGUACUAUCUCAAGACAUUUACGGACUACCCAAAAUCAAGGAAAGCCUUGAUUCCUUUUGUUUUUUAAUGAUCGGAAUAAGGACUCUGUGUUCUAUUUUUAUAGGGAUUUUUUUUCAAUCCCUAAUUUUGAAGUUAGAUCUGACUAUAAAUAAUUGUGCAAAUGGUAACAUGGAGUUAAAACAAGAAGGAAUUUGAAAUUGAAGUUCUUGUUUUUAAGUACAGAGGAAAUCAUGGAUAGCCACGGCUAAAUGGAUCCCCUGACAACAUGUUCCCUCAUCGGUGGCAUUCUACCUGUGGAAAAUGGGUAUAACUUUGCUGACAUCAGAAAAAAUCAUUGGCUGAAGAGAUGAAGCCAAGUGAUGAAGAGAAGGA